AUGUCGCAGUCGUUCAAUCCUCCCUUUGAUAUAACUCCUAUUGAACCUCUUACGGGUGGUUUGAAAUACAAGCGAUGGGUUAGCAAAGUCAUGAUGUUAUUAGAAUCCAACGAUGUGGAUUAUGUCAUAUUUGAGGAUCCUGAGAAAUUUGUUGAGUCUGCUGUGCAGUCACCUGCACAAACUGCUAUAAAAGACACACAGGCUACCUCCGAUGGUUCAACAGCUUCAAAGUCGACAACUACUCCAACGGCUCCAACGUCGAAUUCAACGCAGGCUGCUUUGACUUCCCAGACAUCUCGUACCAAGUACGAGAAGGACAACAAGACAGCUCGUGCAAAACUACAACGGGUUAGUAAUCCUCUAUUCGAUAUGUUUUCGCCACACAGGUCAGCGAAACUAAUUUGGGAAUUUAUGAAAGAAAAAUAUGGGGUUGACGACUGUGGAAGGCGAAAAUAUGCCGUUAAUCGCUGGCUACAUUUCACGAUGACGGAGGCCAAACAGAUCACCGAACAAGUACAUGAUUUUGAAAAUCUUGUCGCUGAUAUGAAAGCUGAAGGGGCUGUGGUCAACGAUGCGUUUCUGGGUGACGCAUUAGUUGAUAAAUUACCCGACUCGUGGCUGGACUUCAAGAAUAAAUCAAAGCAUGAGCUAAAGCAUUACACCUUGAAGCAGCUUAUCAAUACCAUCAAUAUUAAAGAAGAAAACCGUAUGGUCAACAAGUCUGGUAAUUUUCCUGAUAGCCUUAAAGCUAAUGUAGUUGAAACGACUGUUGGUCUUGAUAGGCCAAAGUCUGGUGAAUAUGCUAAAAACCAAAAGAAGGGUUCAAAAUCAAAAAAUUCUAACCGGAUCAAAACCGGGAAAAUCUAG
Molecule: messenger RNA, 867 nt
Organism: Ipomoea nil (Japanese morning glory)
Lineage: Eukaryota; Viridiplantae; Streptophyta; Magnoliopsida; Solanales; Convolvulaceae
Exons: 1
Coding region: 1-867 (288 amino acids)
Source: RefSeq, a predicted model, not a curated record